This is a messenger RNA of Rhinocladiella mackenziei CBS 650.93, 1713 nucleotides long. RefSeq lists its product as uncharacterized. The record is from RefSeq and is a predicted model, not a curated record. The transcript has 6 exons. Gene Ontology annotation, biological process: secondary metabolic process. Gene Ontology annotation, molecular function: CoA-ligase activity. The coding region runs from base 1 to 1713 and encodes 570 amino acids. Lineage: Eukaryota; Fungi; Ascomycota; Eurotiomycetes; Chaetothyriales; Herpotrichiellaceae.
AUGGCAAGGCGAUACGACUCGCCGUACAAGGUGGACAUCCCGCCAAUUGAUCUGGCGACAUUCAUCUUCUCAUCUGGGAGCAAAGAACUGCGGUCUCGCCCUCAGUAUUUCGACGCAGAUCGACCCGAACGAUGCUUCAACUUACGACAGGCCGAGGUCCUUGUCAAGAGACUGGGGAAGGGACUACAGGACCUCGGAUUGAAGCCGGAUGAGAAGGUGUUGUUGUAUUCGGGCAAUUCGCUUUAUUUUCCCAUUCUGUUUUGGGGAGUAGUGGCUGCAGGAUGCGUGUUUACAGGCUGUAGCCCCAGUGCCUCUGUUACAGAACUCUCUUACCAGUUGAAGGAUUCCGAUGCGCGUCUGAUAAUCACUGGCCCUGCGGGAGCCACCACUGCAUUACAGGCCGCUGGCCAAGCAGGCAUUCCAACGGAUAGAGUGUUCGAGUUGGCUGAACCGCAGGAUGAAAGUACUCAGAGUGGCCUACCCUCUUGGACCCAAAUCUGGGCAUCAGAGGAUGCAAGCGCCUCAUGGACCUGGAGAACUUUCUCUAGUGCAAGAGAGGCCCAAGAAGCCACUGCUGUACUAAACUACUCUAGCGGAACAACGGGUGUUCCUAAAGGUGUCGAGAUCUCACAUUAUAACAUUAUCUCAAAUUCACUCCAGGUUAUAUAUAAGCGGAACAUGGUGGCCGAUAACCCCCGUGCAAAGGAGCGGAAAGAGCGAAUUAACCGAUCAGGGGAGAGAUGGUUAGCUCCUCUCCCAAUGUUUCAUGCCUACGGUCAAAUGUACUACUGUAUAACAGCAGCACGAAUGAACGUCAAGGUUUUUAUCAUGAUGUCUUACAGCAUUGAACGAUAUCUCUUGUUUCUCGAUAUCUACCGCAUUACCUUUUUGACAGGCGUUCCAACAUUAAUGGUGGCCUUGUCAAAGCAUCCGCGAGCGAGACAUUUCAACUUAAAGGCAAUUGAGUCGGUCGUUACGGGGUCUGCGCCGUUAAAUCCAGAUAUCGGCAGAUUAGUCGAGAAGACUCACCUGCAGCCGAGCGUCCAGGUCAAGCAGGGCUGGGGCAUGACUGAGACAACCUGCUCAGCGACAGGAUUUGCCCCUGACGACGAGGAUAACGGGCUUUCCAUUGGAUGGCUAAAUCCCAAUCUAUCAGCCAAAAUCGUCCCAGUGCCGGAACACAGUUUUGACCAAGCAGAUAUUCCUUACAUCGUUGGCGAGAUUUGGGUGGCCGGCCCAAAUAUCAUGAAAGGUUACUACAAAAGAUCCAAGGAAACCGCGGAGGCGAUUGUCUACGAAGACGGGCUGAGAUGGCUCCGGACAGGUGACGUGGGUUACGUUGACUCAAGAGGAUGUUUAUACAUUGUGGAUCGUUUAAAGGAACUUAUCAAAGUCAAGGGUCUCCAAGUUGCGCCAGCAGAAAUCGAGCAGACGCUUUUGACCCAUCCAGCUAUUGCAGACGCGGCUGUGGUCGGCGAGAAAAGACAAGACGGCGAGUAUCCAAAAGCAUUCGUGGUCAGGGCCCCCAGAUCUCAGGAGAUAACUGCCAAAGAAGUCCAGGAUUUUGUUGAAGGCCGACUGUCCAAGCAUAAGUGGCUGACGGCCGGGGUCUACUUCCUCGAUACGAUCCCUCGCACCCCCAGUGGCAAAGUCAUCAGACGACAGUUGCAGAAAGUGAAGCCUGAGUCUACCAAGAGUUCUGCGAAUAUCUAG